UCAGCGUUCGAAGGCAGGGCGACAUCCUAUCAGCAAUGAGGAUCACAUUAAUACGACUAAGUCUACUAGGUCUACUUAUUCUGAAACUGUUGAUUCCUCCGACGGUGAUCUAAGGAGUGCUACAGGUCAUGGAGCCCCCUAUAGCGCGAUGCAACCACCUUCCACCCUCUCGACUCGGCGACAGAUACAAUUGCCCUCAAAAAGGCAAUUAGAAUGCACCCACACACAUGAUAAAGAGAAAAAGGAAAUGUACUGUAUGAUGACGAUGACGCGAUUCAGCCACAAUCAGAAGAUGACGGACUUGAAUGAACCGGAGGCCAAACUUGAAGCUCUCUUGGACAUCAUCAAUUCCUCUGCACGCCAAGCAAUCGCGGAAUACAAGAACACAGGUCAUGGGGUCCCUAGUGCCGAUGCAGCCACCUUCCACCCUCUCGACUCGGCGACAGAUACAAUUGCCCUCAAAAAGGCGAUUAGGCUGCUCGAGGGUGCAUACCACCAAUUGAGCACAAUACUGGCUCCCCCCCAACACACGCUGAUGAAUUUUGUUUUCAAUUACAAUUGGGCUUGCAUAGAUGUUGCCCUGCGGGCGCGCAUCGCAGAUGUGUUGGACAAACAUCCAGAAGGUCUUAACGUGGACAGGCUGGCUGAAGCAGUCAACCUCGACAAGAGCAAGACUGCGCGCGUCUUACGAGCUUUAUCCCUCAUGGGUUGCUUCAAAGAAGUCGCACCUGACGUCUUUGCAAACACUCGACUAUCCCUCAUACUCAAAUCAACAAACAACACUGGAUGUCUUGCAGGACUUCACUCUCAGGACGUUCCAAAAUACGCCGGAGUUCUCUAUGAGAGUAUGACUGACGAAGAAUUUGCUCAUUCACAUGAGCCCGACAAAGCACCCUGGGUAUUAGCCCUCAGGAAGGAGGGUAUGAAAGGUAAUAACCACUGGGAAUUGUUCAAGAAUAACGAUGAGAAACGAGAGGCAUUUCAAAGGGCCAUGCUUGGCCUAAAUGAGAUGGUGGGCGCUUCUGCAGUUCUGCAUCACUAUCCUUGGGAUAAUAUUUCAUCUGUGGUGGAUAUUGGAUCUGGCAUUGGGACAUUUUCCACCCCUCUGGCGAAAAUGUUCCCUCAUCUCAAAAUAACUAAUCAGGAUCUCCCGCAAGUUCUUCUGCAGGCACAGAAUGUAUGGAAGAAGACUGCUCCCGAGGCACUGCUAGACGGGCGCGUGGAGUUCGUGCCAUUCAAUUUUCUCGAGGACGUACCUGUUGCUGGGAAGGAUGUUUAUUAUUUAAGGAACAUUAUCCACAACUGGCCGGACCGCGAUGCAACGACGAUCCUUCGUAACAUUCGCAAGGUCAUGGGACUAAACAGUCGAGUGUUAAUUCAUGAUUGCGUGUUCUUUCACACAUUGCAGGAACCUGACAUUGGAACUGACGGGUUAAGCACUGCCCCUGAACCUAUGUUACCGAACUUCGGGGCAGGCGCUCACAGGUCGUACCAAAUGGACAUGACGAUGUGGCUUAUUCAUAAUACCAAGGAACGAACCUUGGGCGAGCUGAAGAUCCUUGGGGCCUCUGUUGGCUUAGUACUCACCCAGGUCUAUGAUCUUGUAGAGACAAUGGUCGUGGAGUUCAGAAUCGCUCAGAGCUGAUUCCAGAGACAAGUUCUUCGAUACGUGGUGUAUAUCAUUGUCUGCUGCCAUGAUUUACUGAAGACAACGAGA
Suillus subalutaceus is the source of this 1717-nucleotide messenger RNA. RefSeq names its product O-methyltransferase-domain-containing protein. The record is from RefSeq and is a predicted model, not a curated record. Gene Ontology annotation, molecular function: O-methyltransferase activity. Bases 149 to 1645 code for a protein of 498 amino acids. The transcript has 13 exons. NCBI's taxonomy places the organism in Eukaryota, Fungi, Basidiomycota, Agaricomycetes, Boletales, Suillaceae.